GGGGCGCGAGACGGAGCCAUCUUAUAACCCCCGUCUAUAAGCAGCUGCACGCCAAGCGGGUCCUCCACUCCUUUCGACUUUCUUAAAGCCCGAGUAUAUAUCAAGGCCUUUAUUUUUAGCUACCUUGAGCACACAAGAGGGAAAAAACAAACCACCAUCGUCUCCCUUCCUGUAGGAUUAUAUUGCCUUUGACUUAUUCCAAUCAACCAACUUCAAAAUGGACUACGACUCAGACAUCUCGGUGGUAAGGAAGGUCUCCAGAACCUACAAUGUUUAUCGAGGAACCUCACCGACGACUCAGAACAGAUUAGAGGUUAGAAAUGUCUCCAGAACCUUCAACACAGGGAGCGACACCUCCAGCAACACCAUCAUCAAUAAAUCCGAGUCUCGUGUGGUCACCGCUGCCAAUCAAAUGUUUGAGAGAGACGAGCAGAGGUACCAGUCACGACUUAGAGAGGUUGAGGAUGCUCUUGACAGUGAAAGGGAAGGGCGUCUCAGGGCUGAGAAACUACUUGCUGAGCUUCAGUUCCGCUAUGACCAGGUCCAAGAUAGUUUGGAGGAGCAAGGAGGUGUGGCAUCUCAACAGACUGAAAUCAGCAAGAAAAGGGAGCUAGAGAUUAACAAAUUGAGGAAGGACAUUGAAAUGGUCAAUGUUCAGUUUGAACAGACAGAAAACAGUUUAAGGAAGAGACAUCAGGAGUCAAUCAACGAACUUUCUGAUCAAAUUGACCAUCUACAAAAGCAGAAAGCUAGAAUUGAAAAAGAAAAACAGACUCUUGUCAUUGAACUUGAUGGUCUCUCUGGACAACUGGAUUCCGUUAGCAAAGCUAAGGCUUCAGCUGAGAGCAAAUUGGAUGCUUCAGAACAGGCUAACAUUCGCCUUAAAGGACAAGUUGACGAUUUGGCCCGCCAGCUGAACGACCUGACCUCACUUAAAGCUAAACUGACCCAGGAAAACUUCGAUCUUCAACACCAGGUUCAAGAACUCGACUCAAGCAACGCUGCUUUAGCUAAAGCUAAGGCCCAACUUCAACACCAAAAUGAUGACCUGAAGAGAAAUCUGGAUGAUGAGUCAAGACAAAGACAGAAUCUUCAAGUUCAACUUUCUGGAUUGCAAAGCGACUUUGACAAUCUUAAUGCUCGUUAUGAGGAAGAGGUCGAGUCUGCUAACAAUUUGAGAUUACAGUUGAGCAAAGUAAAUGCUGAGUUCAGUGUCCUGAAAGCCCGCUUCGACAAAGAGAUUCAACUCAAGACAGAGGAACUUGAAGAAACCAGACGUAAACUUUCCGCUCGCAUUGCUGAGUUGGAGGACACAGCUGAACAACUGCGUGUCAAGAACGGCAGUCUAGAAAAGGCCAAGGCUAAGCUCACAAUUGAACUCAGAGAGAUCACCAUUGAGCUUGAAAAUACCCAGAUCAUUGUACAAGACCUUACAAAACGCAACAGACAGUUGGAGAAUGAAAAUGCAGCUCUGCAGAAACGUGUGGAUGAGCUGACUGCUGAGAACAACGGUCUCCGUGCUGACAAGGCCAACCUUGAACAGGAAGUCUACAGACUACGUGUUGCAAAUGCAGAACUGACCGAGCGCAACGACAACCUGCAGAGAGAGAACAAACAACUUUCGGAUCAACUUCGUGAGGCCAACCAAGCUCUGAAGGAUGCCAACCGUGAACUGGCUGACUUGAGGGCUCUCCGGGCUCAAUUGGAGGCCGAAAGAGAUUCUCUUGCUGCUGCCCUGAAGGACACUGAGGAUGCCCUUCGUGAUGCCGAGAACAAACUGGCUAAUGCCAACGCUGCUCUUGAGAAACUUAAACAAGACAUGGAAGCCAGACUCCGUGAAAAGGAUGAGGAAUUGGAGAACAUUAGACGUAGCAGUGCUCGUGUUAUUGAAGAGCUUCAACGCACUCUUAUUGAGGUUGAGACCCGUUACAAAUCUGAGAUCUCUCGCAUUAAAAAGAAGUUCGAAUCUGACAUCCGUGAACUCGAAGGUGCCUUGGACAACGCCAACAGAGCCAAUGCUGAAUAUCUUAAACAGAUCAAAUCUCUCCAAGCCAGAGUUAAGGAACUUGAAGGUCUUCUGGAUGAUGAACGUCGUAUUGCUGAUGAUCUUCGCAACCAACUGUCACUCAGCGAGAGGAAGAGAAUUGCCUUGGCUCAGGAAUUAGAAGAUGCCAGAUCCCUGCUUGAAGCUGCUGAGAGAGCUCGCAAGAAUGCUGAAGUAGAGCUCCAAGAAAUCAACAUUCGUGUCAGUGAAUUGACCAUCUUGGUAACAUCCCUGACAAAUGACAAGAGACGUUUGGAGGGAGAUGUUGGUGCACUCCAGAGUGAUCUUGAUGAUGCUUUGAACAACCAACGUGCUGCUGAGGAACGUGCUGAGAGAUUGGCCAAUGAGAAUUCCCGCCUUGCUGAUGAGCUCCGUCAAGAACAAGAAAACUACAAGAAUGCUGAGAGCCUGCGCAAACAGCUUGAGAUUGAGAUCCGUGAGAUUACAGUCAGAUUGGAGGAGGCUGAGGCUUUUGCUCAGAGAGAAGGCAAGAGACAGAUUGCUAAACUACAAAGCAGAGUCCGUGACCUUGAAGCUGAGCUGGAAGCCGAGAGCAGACGUGUACGUGAGGCCAUUGCUAACCAGCGCAAGGCUGAACGUUUCUACAAAGAACUCCAGACACAAACAGAAGAGGAGAGGAAACAGCUUGCUGAGCUCCAGAGUCUGAACGAUCAACUCACUAUCCGUGUCAAAACAUACAAGAGACAGAUCGAGGAAGCUGAAGAUGUAGCUAACCUGACAAUGAAUAAAUACCGUAAAGCCCAGGCUCUCAUUGAUGAGGCCGAAGCCAGAGCAGAUAGUGCUGAAAAGAAUCUUCAAACUGUUCGCCGCUCUCGUUCAAUGUCCGUCACACGUGAGAUUACUAGGGUGGUGAAGAUUUAAAGUAACUGGCUAACUUUUAGACAUUUUGUACAGGCUUUCCACUCUUGAUCUUCAGCCUCUCCCUUACUACUUUACGUUUUGCUUUUGUGCAUUGGUUUUGACAAGAAAUGAAGAUAAUGCAAGCGCUGCAGUGAAAGUUGGCAGCACACAGAGCAAGGUUCAACACACAUAGGAGUCAACAAACAAAAAUUUACACAGUUGACAGACUUUUUUUUUUUUUUUUUGAGCUAACACUUGUCUUGUAAACCAGGGUUUGCAGAUAUUUUCAAUAAAAAAACAAGUUGCAUAUGUCAGCUUUUAUUUUUCUGUUUUGUCAUGCUUGGUCUGGGUAGUAUGUCUACAUGCAUAUCGUUCAACAUAUUUUAUUUAAAACUGUAUGGGAGAAAAAAAUGCUUUACAAAGUAUUUGUAAUUUUUGUAAAUACUUCAUAACAUUUUUUUUUCUUAGAUUUCAGAUUUAUUUUUUUUUUUAUUUAAAACUUCAUCACUUUAUAAGCAAGAAAUUAUUUUGAUUUUCUAGUAAGUUAUCAAAGUGCAAUAAUCAAAUCUCAUCACUGUAUUGUCAAGUUUUAUUUUUAUUCUGGACAAACUGGCAAGCUUGAGACUUGAUAUACAUUGUGAUAUCCACAAUGUCUAUAUAUUUUUCUUUAUAAAAUAUUUUUUAUAUCACUAAAUCUUUUUAUUUUUUUGAAUCUAUAAAUAUGAAGGCUUGGUGAUGGGUUAUUUCGUUUGAAAUGUAUGUGUUUGUCUUAUGUUGUCUUGUGCUAUGAUAAGCCAAAUACAUGUACUUUUUAUUUAUGACUUGCUACAGUAAGGAAUUAGAAGAUUAUGCAGACUGUUGCUGUGCUUCCAAUUUCUUUCUCAUGUCCAAUAUUUUUUUUUUAUACAUCUGCAAAUUGUAUUGCUUUAAUCAAAAGAGUUAAUGCAUUUGAACUGUUAUCAAGAUCUGAAGAAUAAAGGAUGAGGAAAUAGUAACAACCCAAUUCCAGGACUAAAAACUUAGAUUACAAAAGACUGUUGUGAUUGAAUCCAACCCAUCUUUAGCUACUGAAGACCAAAUAUUCAGAUCAAGAGCAUGUAUUUAUUUCCUGAUUAAAUAGCAAGAAGACUAAUGGGGAUACAAAUUGUUGAUAAUGAUAUAUAUAUAUCUAUUAAAACAAAUUGAGCUUUUUUCA
Molecule: messenger RNA, 4100 nt
Organism: Biomphalaria glabrata
Lineage: Eukaryota; Metazoa; Mollusca; Gastropoda; Planorbidae
Product: paramyosin-like
Exons: 21
Coding region: 218-2926 (902 amino acids)
Cellular component (GO): myosin complex
Source: RefSeq, a predicted model, not a curated record